Eurytemora carolleeae is the source of this 954-nucleotide messenger RNA. RefSeq names its product F-box/LRR-repeat protein 7. Gene Ontology annotation, biological process: SCF-dependent proteasomal ubiquitin-dependent protein catabolic process. The transcript is spliced from 11 exons. Gene Ontology annotation, cellular component: SCF ubiquitin ligase complex. NCBI's taxonomy places the organism in Eukaryota, Metazoa, Arthropoda, Copepoda, Calanoida, Temoridae. Gene Ontology annotation, molecular function: protein binding. The coding region runs from base 47 to 913 and encodes 288 amino acids. The record is from RefSeq and is a predicted model, not a curated record.
UUACGAGUAUAAACCAUUUCAGAAACCAGGAUAUAAAUGUGUUAAAAUGACGCAGGAAUUUAGAGGAAUUGUGGAUUUGCCGUCGGAGAUAUUUUUGAUGAUUUAUCAGCAUUUAAAUCAAACAGACAGAAUUAGAUUAUCAGUGGCGUGUAAGAGAAUGCAUGAGCUAUGCUUAGAUCCAGGCCUCUGGACGGAGUUCAUUAUUGACUGUAUGGCUUUACAUCAAUUCUCUCCUCAAAUUCUAUCCUUUGCCACUAGAAUGUGUGAGGUCGAAUCUGUUAAAGUCACCAACAAGUAUAUGGUUAAGGUCAGUGAGCAGAGUAUUGCUGAGUUGUUGCUUAAGUUUCAAACCUCCUUGAUAAAAUUAGAGUUCAGUGAUGAAGUUGAAGUAACGACAAGGUUUAUAGACAAACUAAGAAAAAUGGAUAAGUUGGAAUCACUAGAAUUACCAGGACUAUCAUUAACUAAGACAGGAUAUAGUUCUCUCAGUAAACUAACUAGGCUACAAAAGUUAAGAAUACCAAGUUGUACGGGUAGUAGUGAGGAACUGAUAAAUCUGCUCGGGAACUGGAACAAUCUCAAACUGCUCGAUAUCUCGGAUAUGGAAAAGGGAGCAGUCAAUACUAAGGUUCUAAGCGCUGUUACGAAGAAUAAUCCCAACCUUGAAAGUUUGAUUAUUGAUGAAUCAGACCGUGUAAAUAAUGGUUGCUGUAAGGCUAUAUCUGAGAACUGUCCUAAUCUUCUUGAACUCUCUAUGUAUGGUUGUGAUGGUGUGACUGAAUCUGGAAUUGUGAACCUUGUCAAGAAAUGCCAGAAGCUUAGAUUGUUGUCCCUGGGAAACCUAAGAAUGUUAUCGUGUCGAGCAAUCAAAUGUAUAGCUGAGCUAGUGGAUUUAGAACAUCUUGAUGUUUAGAUGUAUAGCUGAGCUAGUAGAUCUAGAAUAUCUUGAUGUUU